UCGUUCUCGCAGCAGUCUAUUCAUACUCAUGGCUCCCAAAGGUGGAAACACAAAGAAGGAGAGUGGAAGAGCCAAAAAGGCUGAGAACGAGUCGAAAAAGAAGGAAGCAGCAGCAGCAGAAGCGGAGCGUAAGGAAGCCGAGACCUGGAAAGACACCAACGUAAAAGGUGGCAAGGCCAAGAAGGAGGAGCAAGAAGCUAAACGCAAAGCUGAAAUCGAGCGCAAGGCAGAGAACGCCCGGAUUCUCGCUGAAGAAGAGGCUGCUAUACCAAAAGCCAAGGCUGCACCCAAGGCCGGUGCUAAGAAGGCCGCGAAACCUGCCCCAAAGCCUGCUGGACCUGGUGCGAUCGCUGCUGGUGGCGGAUUAGGCGACGAUGGGAAGGAGCGGGAAUCGACGGAGCCAGAGAGUUUCUCCGCGACGGGUAUCGAUAAUGCCCUGGAUCUUCUGGAGGUUGUCACUGCCAAGAUGGACAAAGCAUCCGUCGGACAACAGGCGGCAGGUCUUGAGAGGCAUCCCGAGCGACGAUACAAGGCCGCCUUUGAAGCCUACCAGGAACGCGAACUGCCUAAACUCAAAGAGGAUCAUCCUGGCUUGCGGCUACAGCAAUACAAAGAUUUGUUGCACAAGCAGUUCCAGAAAUCGCCCGAAAACCCUUUCAACCAAACAGUGGUUGCGUAUGACGCUAGUAAACAUGAUAAGGUCGAGGCUCUCAAGACCAAGAAAGCCCAGGUUGAGGACCGCCUGCGCGAGUAAGGCACUGCCUUUUCUCCGAGAAGGACACAGGAGAGAUGACGCUGAGCGCUUCAUGACUCUGUGUACACAACAGGUUUCAAGGGUGAUAUUUUGCGAUUCUGUGAACAUGUUUUCGUUCUUCGUUUAUCCACUUAUACUACUGUAUAUCGCCACCAUCACCUCACUUUCCCGAGUCGGUUUUCUUAGUCUCCGUACUAGUAGGUUGUAUAUGUAUGUUCAGUAAUUGAAGCAAUGUAAGUCAGACCACUUGGUCCACAGGUACGGUUCCACAUGAUAGGACUGCGAUACAGUAGCGAUGCCA
Messenger RNA from Guyanagaster necrorhizus, 1055 nucleotides. Its product is annotated as DUF1014-domain-containing protein. Gene Ontology annotation, cellular component: nucleus. NCBI's taxonomy places the organism in Eukaryota, Fungi, Basidiomycota, Agaricomycetes, Agaricales, Physalacriaceae. Gene Ontology annotation, biological process: transcription by RNA polymerase II. The coding region runs from base 29 to 754 and encodes 241 amino acids. Gene Ontology annotation, molecular function: transcription coactivator activity. The transcript has 8 exons. The record is from RefSeq and is a predicted model, not a curated record.